UACAUAGAGAGACAUAACAAAGAACUUCUCUAAUUCUCUCUCUGUGUGGCCUCCGAGAGAGUCUCUUUGUUCUUGGCUUCGCUCUUCCUCUACCUGAGUUUACUUUCCUUUCGAGACGAUCUUGUAUUCUGAUUUUGUAUAAUGGGAGGACGUUCGAUUGAUGUUGCCCAGGAACUUCCCUUUCCUAAUGCUGCUCGCACUAUGGUCUUAUUUGGACGCACUGAUAUUGGAAAAAGUGCAACAGGCAACAGCAUUCUUGGCAAAAAAGCCUUCAUUUCCAGGCGUAGCUCUAGUGCUGUCAUGACCACUACUGAAUUGAAGACUGCUAUCUUGAGAGAUGGACAACAAAUUAAUGUUAUAAACACUCCUGAUCUUUUUGAUCAUUCUGCCAAAUCAGACUUUAUUGGCAAAGAAAUUGCCCAGUGCAUUAAAUUGGCCGAGGAUGGGAUCCAUGCUGUUCUUGUGGUUAUCUCAACUAGAACUCGCUUUACAAAAGAAGAGCAAUCUGCAAUCUGUAGCUUGGAAAAUCUAUUUGGACGUAAAAUCUUUGACUAUACGAUUGUUGUCUUUACGGGAGGAGAUGUGUUGAAAGAAGAUGAGACUUUGGAAGAUUAUUUGGGCCGUGAUUGCCCGGGGCCUUUGAAGGAAAUCCUUGGUCUGUGUGGAAAUCGCUAUGUGCUUUUUGAUAACAAGACUAAGGAUGAAAGCAAGAGGGUAGAACAAGUGCAGCGGCUACUCUCGCUUGUAAACUUGGUUAUAUCACAGAAUGGUGGGUGGCCAUACACGGAUGAGAGAUUUGCUAAAGGGAAGGUUGAGUUAAUAAGAGAGAAAAUCACGAUGCUUGAACAAAAGUUAGCUAAUGAAUAUGCUGCGCGACUAAGAGCAGAAGAGACGGCCCAAAAGGCUCAACAAAGAUCUAAGGAUGAAAUCCGAAAGCUUAGAGACGAUAUGCAAGUAGAGAUGCGGAAAAGAGCCGAAGAGACUGCCCAAGAGGCUCAACAAAGGUCUAAGGAUGAAAUCCGAAAGCUUAGAGAUGAUCUCCAACCAGAGAUGCAGGAAAGAGCCGAAGAGAUUGCAGAGAUACGGAAAAGAGCCAAAGAGACUGCCCAAGAGGCUCAACAAAGGUUUGAGGAUGAAAUCCAGAAGCUUAGAGAUGAUCUGAAAGCAGAGAUGCGGAAAAGAGCAGAAGAGACCGCCCAAGAGGCUCAACAAAAGUCUGAGGAUGAAAUGCAAAAGCUUAGAGACGAUCUACAAUUAGAGAUGCUAAAAAGAGCUGAAGAGACCGCAGAGAUGCAGAAAAGAGCCGAAGAGACCGCCCAAGAGGCUCAACAAAAGUCUAAGGAUGAAAUCCGAAAGCUUAGAGACGAUCUACAAGUAGAGAUACGGAAAAGAGCCGAAGUGACUGCAGAAAUGAGGAAAAGAGCCGAAGAGACUACCCAAGAGGCUCAACAAAGGUCUCAGGAUGAAAUCAGAAAGCUUAGAGAUGAUCUGCAAGCAGAGAUGUGGAAAAGAACUGAAGAUACUGCCCAAGAAACUCAACAAAAGUUUGAGGAUGAAAUCCGAAAGCUUAGAGAUGAUCUGCAAGCAGAGAUACGGAAAAGAGCUGAAGAUACUGCAGAGAUGCUGAAAAGAGCCGAAGAGACCGCCCAAGAGGCUCAACAAAAGUCUAAGGAUGAAAUCCAGAAGCUUAGAGAUGAUCUACAAGCAGAGAUGCGGAAAAGAGCCCAAGAGACUGCAGAGAUGCGGAAAAGAGCCCAAGAGACUACCCAAGAGGCUCAACAAAGGUCUCAGGAUGAAAUCAGAGAGCUUAGAGAUGAUCCGCAAGCAGAGAUGUGGAAAAGAACUGAAGAUACUGCCCAAGAGGCUCAACAAAGGUCUGAGGAUGAAAUCCGAAAGCUUAGAGACGAUCUGCAAGCAGAGAUGAGGAAAAGAGGCGAAGAGUCUGCAGAGAUGCAGAAAAGAGUUGAAGAGACUACCCAAGAGGCUCAACAAAGGUCUAAGGAUGAAAUCCAAAAGCUUAGAGACGAUCUACAAGCAGAGAUGCGAAAAAGAGCUGAAAGCAACGUGAGCAACUGUGUUAUUCUUUAAUGUAAUGACUGAUAGGCUAUGUGAUAAGGAGAUCGUGGAGUUUGCGGCAACUGGUUGGGACGUCUGGUUGAUAAUGGCUAUGGUAUUCUGUGUAAAUGUGAAAGAUACUGGCUCAGGGUUGGAAGUUUAAUAUCUAAACUCUUGAACUGUAUGGGAAUAAUGUUGUAAGAAUAUAUACAUAUAUAUAUAUAUAUAUAUAUAUGGGAAAGACAGGGGAAACACCCCAAAUUCUGAUUAUUCAUGUUAAUAGUAGAGACAUU
Molecule: messenger RNA, 2348 nt
Organism: Rosa chinensis
Lineage: Eukaryota; Viridiplantae; Streptophyta; Magnoliopsida; Rosales; Rosaceae
Product: immune-associated nucleotide-binding protein 8
Exons: 5
Coding region: 142-2088 (648 amino acids)
Molecular function (GO): GTP binding
Source: RefSeq, a predicted model, not a curated record